Messenger RNA from Phyllopteryx taeniolatus (common seadragon), 2904 nucleotides. Its product is annotated as tripartite motif-containing protein 16-like. Gene Ontology annotation, molecular function: zinc ion binding; protein binding. The coding region runs from base 1071 to 2504 and encodes 477 amino acids. The record is from RefSeq and is a predicted model, not a curated record. NCBI's taxonomy places the organism in Eukaryota, Metazoa, Chordata, Actinopteri, Syngnathiformes, Syngnathidae. The transcript is spliced from 6 exons.
GUAAACACUACAGAAGAAUUUGAUCCAGAGCCAAAGGUGAAAAUAAUGGGAUUUCUUUCAGGCACCAUGGUACCGCCCCUCCACCCCAGAAUGCAAAUGGUAUGGUCUUUUUCAGCGAUUCCUUAUGUUUGAUGUCAUUCUCCAUGAAGCAGGAAGUAGCCUGCGAAAAAACUAACAAACAGAAAGAGAUGCUAUUGUCUCUGUUUUGUAAGAGCGAUUUAUUUUCUAUUUUUGUUGGUUGGGUCUUGACCUAAUCGGCACAUAAGAAUCCAAAAAUAUAGUACAGGCCUGUCGUCUUGUGGAGAAAUAGGCCCUACACCCUCACCUCCAUAAGAAAUAAAACAAUGAGGCCAAUGCAUUUAUUGAUUUUUGCUGUAGAAUGAAAACGUCACAGAUCAACAUUUUACCCAUAGGCAGCUCUCUGGUUUUCAUUCUGGGUUACACAUUUAACUGAAAACUUAAUCUUCGCAGGCCAAACCCUAAUCUAGACAUUCGGCGCCAUUUAUUGUUUGAAUCAUUUAAUUGUUGUGUAUCCGAUAUAGAUGGAAAUAAAAGGUGAACUGUGUCACAUUCGUGUUGUCAUGUCAAAUUGCGAAUGUUUUCAAUUGACAACACAAAUACAGGUAUUGGCCUUAUUGUUCAAGAGGAGCAUAUGUACCUUGGGGUCCAAUAAUUCACCUUAGGUGUUGCUGAAUGAUGUUGAACCUGAAAACAAUUUUACAAAUGGCAAGCAUCACCGUAGCCCACAUGGUAUCAAAGGGAAGGACUACGUCCUCCAAAAGGCUGCUCCAAUUUCAAGAAAAACAUCCACACUCACAUACUUUCCGUUUGAAGAAAAUGAGCUAGAGGAAGUUUAUUUUGCACAUGUGCACCUCAUUUCCUUCCCUUAUCUCUUUAGAUUGAGUGUACGUCUUUCGUUUAGCGAGACAAAGCGCAGACUCGAACAGAGGAAGAAUGUAAAACGAGACAAUAAUAGCUUGGGCGUGGUUUGCAAGUCUUUCCUUUCACACUCAGGAGGGAGAUUUGGAAGUUCCGGAAAAGAAAGUUGACUCAGAUGACGGACGACAAACAUGGCGACAAGUGGCGGCGGCAGCCAGGAGCAGCCCAACGUCCCUUGCGACUCGUGCAUGGACGAGCCGGGCAGAGCCGUCAAAUCCUGCCUGACCUGCUUGGUGUCCUUCUGCGAGGAUCACCUCAGACCUCACCUGGAGAACGCCAAGUUCCGGAACCACCGACUGGUGGAGCCUUUACCCCACGUGGACGCGCGCACGUGUGACGUUCACCGUCUUCCGCUGGAGCGCUUUUGUCUGACGGACGGCUGCUGCCUGUGCUCCGACUGCUGCGGUCAGGAGCACCAAGGUCACACCACAACGUCUUUGGAGGAGGGGAGGGCUCAGAUUGAGAGUGAGCUGCAGAAAACGCACCAGGAGAUGAAUCUGAGCAUCGUGGCCACAGACAAAGCAAUGGAGAAGCUGCGGAGCAACAACGACAGCAUGACGUCUGUAGUGCAGGAGGUGUCGGCUCAGGUGGAUCAGCACUUCUCCAGGCUGCAGGAAGCGGUGGCGGAGGCCAGGAAGCAGGCGACGGAGCAGCUGGAGGCAGAGCGGAGGCGAGCGCUGCGCCAGGCGGAGGGCGUGGAGGCGCACCUGAAGCAGAGGAAGGCGGAGCUGAGCAAGACUUUGGCGAGGCUAAGCAAAGUGUCGCGGAGUGAGUGCGAUGUCGCCUUCCUGCAGGAGUACUCGGAGUGGAAGGAGGGAGUGGUGGAUGUUUGCUUUCCUAAUGUCAGCGUGACCCGUUUGGACCAUGUAAACGCUUACGUCCCGGUGGUAGCCAGCGUCACGCAACACUUGUGUGACCUGAUUUUGACCUCCUACCACGACAACCUCAGCGCCAUUUCUCAAGGCAGCCUAUCCCAGACGCCGCAUGUUUUGUUGCCUGAUCCAAAGACCGUGGAAGACUUAUUAAAAUAUGUAAAGAAUUUGACGUUUGAUUCGGACACCGUCCAUAACUUCCUGCGCCUAACAGAGGACAACACGAAGGUCACCAACACCAGCCCCUGGCAACACAGCUACGCGGACCACCCGGAUCGCUUCGAGCACUGGCGCCAGGCGAUGACGUCACAGAGCGUUUACGAGGGCCGCCGCUACGCCGAGGCGGAGCUGAGCGGCGAGGGGGCGCACGUGGGCGUCACCUACAAAAGCCUCGAGCGCAAGGGCCAAGAAACCGGCGGCUGCAUCACCGCCAACGACUUCUCGUGGUGCGUCGGGAGGAACGGCCGAGGACUCUCCGCCUGGCACGCCGGCGUGGAGACGCCGGUGGAGGCGCAGGACGUGACGAGAAUUGGCGUAUACGUUGACUUCUACGCCGGCCACGUGUCGUUUUACCACGCGAACGGGCCCAUGAGGCUCCUGCACAAGUACAAUGCCAAUUUCAUUGAACCUUUGUAUCUCGUCGUGUGGCUUUCUAAGAAGGAGAAUGUGGUUUGUUUAGUUCAUAGAAAAUGAUGCCUCCUGCCAUCACUAAAGGGGACAUAGCAUCAAAACAUCUUUUUGUAAAGGAUUGUAUGAAAUCUUUUGUGAUCUGCCUAUUUCUGAACAUGUCUGUGAGCGAUUUUACACUUCCCCCCCCCCCAUUGUGAUGUUGCAGUAGGGCUCAUUGACAUAAUAUCGAUCCGCCCACGACUUGAUCAGAUCCAGAGCUACUUUCAAGUGAUGGACGGACUCUCCCGUCAUGCUUGGUGAUGCGUGCAUGCGCGACAUGAGUGAAAAUAAAAAGAAAACCCAAAAGUCAGUAUACGUUGUUACACACUGCGUGAACAUAAACGCUUGCAGAUUGUUCCCACAAAGUCGAAAGCAUGGACUUGUCUUGGUAAGAUUGAAAUAUAACUUAGAAUGGAUACUGUUA